This is a messenger RNA of Osmerus eperlanus (European smelt), 2279 nucleotides long. RefSeq names its product meiosis 1 associated protein (gene m1ap). The coding region runs from base 169 to 1788 and encodes 539 amino acids. The record is from RefSeq and is a predicted model, not a curated record. Lineage: Eukaryota; Metazoa; Chordata; Actinopteri; Osmeriformes; Osmeridae. The transcript has 11 exons. Gene Ontology annotation, biological process: male meiosis chromosome separation; meiosis I; spermatogenesis.
UUCAAUCAAGCAAUACAGACAGUGAGUGACAGUUGAAUUUCUAGCUUUAAGGCUAUUUAUUUUGGAAUACCAUUUUAUCCUGUACAGAACAUUUUAUGAAAACCUGAAUAUUGAACGUAGAAGAUAAAGUAAAUAGCCCGUCUCUAUCGUGUUGCCGUCUCCGUCACCAUGGACGCGAGGAGGAGCAGAUCCGGACCCUCCCCAGCGUGCCGUCCGGCCUCGUUCUCACGGCAACCGCCGCGGGUGCUGGUGGUGGAGGUGGCGCCGCCCUGGUGGUCUGAGACAGGAGGAACGCUGUGCGACGCCCUGGACAACGUGCUGACCCUGGCCAGCAGUGUGGACGGACCCUGCAGACUGCCCCUGCUCUGCAUCUACGCCCUCACCUGCCAGCUGGAGUGUCUACUGCCCUUCGUGCAGGUGAGGGGUAGCCUGGCUCGCCUGCGGUCAUGCGUGGAGGAGUUGAGGUCUCUCCCAGGGGAGGGCAGUGUGUCGCGGCCCCGAGAUGAGCUGCUGGUCCGGGCCGUGCUCGACAGCCUGCAACAGUACAGACAAUACACACGCCACGCCGGGAACCACAGCAGCUACCACUCCUCUGUAGAGGUUACCGUGGUGACGAGCCGGCCGGGGCGGGGCGUGGUGAGGCAGCUGGAGGCGGGGCUACAGGGGGCGGACCUUGUGUCCUUGCGGCGCAUCCUAUUGGUGGAGCUAAGGGCUGUGGGACGGGACGCCGCCGAGUGGACCAAUGAGACGCCUUCACCUGAGGAGACAGAGGACAGCCUGGUGUUGAGUACUGAGAUCGACCUGCAGCCCGUGGACAACAGCGUGGUUGCCGUGGAGACGGUGUUGAAGGCGUGGCUCCAGGAGCAGGGCGGCGAGCGGGAACACCUGCACCUGCUGCUGCCGCCCUGCCUGUCCCCCCCCCCUCCAGUGUGUGUGAAGUGUGACAUGCAGGAGCGCCUGCUAAGCCCCGCCCUCCUCCCUCUGACCCUUGACCUCGGGGUCAAGACCGAGAGCAUUCAGGACUUCCUGCCUCCCACCAAGUCCCCGGCCAAUCACAGCCCUGCGCCUCAGAGACUCAGGGCCAUCAAGGUGCUGCGUGCGGAGGGAGUGUGUGAGUCUCUGCUGUACGGUCUCCCCCUGGUCCUAAAGCCUACCUGCUGCUGGCAGCUGGACUGGGACCACAUGGAGGACAAUCUGCACCUGUUCCAGGGGCUCUGCCACGCCCUCAGGACCCGUGACUGGUUCCUUCUGAUGCGUUCAGAGCCUCCUCAGGGCUCAGUGAAGCCUCCUUCAGGGGCAGGAGCAGGGGGAGGAAGAAUAUGCUCCUUCUACGUGCUGCAGGCCUCCCCCUCCCUCUCCCUCCUCCUCAGGCCCGUGGUCUGCAGGGAAACGCUGUUGCCAUGCAACAUGCCUGUCUGCAGUCAGGCCCCGCCCACUCACGCCAUGGCAACCAUACAGGCCAGUCUGAAGCAGCUGGAGGAGGAAGCUGCUUUCAACCCGCUCAGUCUGACCAGCAACCUGUACCUUCACCUGAAGACCAGCACCAGGAGCCCUGCACACCCCUACAGGCACAAGCCUCGACCUACAGAGACCCUCGCUACCUCACACACCAGACAGCCCCGACAGCAGUCUGGCCGUGCCCCCCAGGGGGGCGUCUCCUCCAGGGUGAGGGCCACCGUCGCCCCCCUCCCUUCUCCCACGCCCCCCAAAACCCCCCGCCCCGCCCUCACCAUGAUCACACCCCCGCCCCUCUGUUCCCACGACGACGACCUGCUGAUGAUACUGUGAGCACCACGCUAGCCAGUAACAAGCUACACGCUAGCCAGGAACAUGCUACACGCUAGCCAGGAACAUGCUACACGCUAGCCAGGAAUACGCUACACGCUAGCCAGGAAUACGCUACACGCUAGCCAGGAACACGCUACACGCUAGCCAGGAAUACGCUACACGCUAGCCAGAAACACGCUACACGCUAGCCUGGAACAUGCUACACGCUAGCCAGGAAUACGCUACACGCUAGCAAGGAACACGCUACAUGCAGGGAACACGCUAAGCAGACUGGACAGAGACACACAGGCGUGUUAGUGUGUUCAUAUGUUAGUAUGUUAGUAUUGAUGUUACGCAUGUGCGCACACUCACACACACACACUCACACACACACUCACUCACUAUAACUGUUAAGUUUGUAAGUCAUUAGUGGGCUGAGGAAAGACAAGUUCAGUUUUUUACGACAAUAUGUGUUUUGGAAGCAAGACACACACACACACACAUACCCACGU